This is a messenger RNA of Chenopodium quinoa (quinoa), 2194 nucleotides long. RefSeq names its product dof zinc finger protein DOF5.7-like. The transcript has a single exon. Gene Ontology annotation, molecular function: DNA binding; DNA-binding transcription factor activity. The record is from RefSeq and is a predicted model, not a curated record. Bases 299 to 1396 code for a protein of 365 amino acids. Gene Ontology annotation, biological process: regulation of DNA-templated transcription. NCBI's taxonomy places the organism in Eukaryota, Viridiplantae, Streptophyta, Magnoliopsida, Caryophyllales, Amaranthaceae.
ACUAAUUAAGGUAGAUCACAUUUGUCAUAAAUUAGUUUUUGUCUCUUGUACAUACUACAAUCUCCUCCACCAUGGUAUACUAGCUUUCAUAUUAAUUGGCUAUAUAUAUCCCAAACCCCUUUUCUAGCAACCUCUACUUUCUCUCUCUACCCCAUAAAACCUCACCUCAUUUAGUCAUUUCUCCUCCUUCAACCCCUCACUCCUUGAUGAAUUUCACAAGUUCACCCACUUUCACCCCUUAACACCCCAUUUUUACAACCUAUAAAUCACAUCCACCUCAUUUUACACCCACCAAACAAUGAUGUCAUCGGAGAACAUCCCUCCGGUGGCACACCCUUCAGAUCACAACAACAACGCCGGCACCGCGAACGCCCGAAAACAAACAUCUCAAAAACCCCCAGAACAACCACUUGCUCUCAAGUGCCCUCGUUGUGAUUCCGCCAACACAAAAUUCUGCUACUACAACAAUUACAGCCUAACACAACCUAGACACUUUUGUAAGACUUGUAGAAGGUACUGGACUAAAGGUGGGGCCCUCCGUAACGUCCCCAUCGGAGGCGGUUGCCGUAAAACCAAAAAACACAAACCCUCUAACUCAUGUCCACCCUCAUCUAUAUCCAAUUCCUCACGCUUCGAUCUGUCGGCGGGGCCAGGAAGUUCCGAGUUUAAGUUCCUGGCCCCGCCAACAGUGGCCCCUGCCAUGGAGUUUCAGCUGGGUGGGCUCUCCCUCCCUAGGCUCCACCCAGCUACGGCGGGGGUCUACACCCAGUUUAUCGCCAGUUCCGGGGCCCACCACCCGCCUGUGGGCCUCGGUACUGGAGGGUGUUUUAGUUUGGACUUGUUGGGUAUAAGUGGUAACAAUAACUACCCAACAAUUCCAAACUCAGGAAACUCCUCUUCCUCCUCCUCGUCCUCGUUAUCUCUCGCUGGCGGCGGCGGUGUGGGUGAUCAAUCCAUUUCUAUCUCCUCAAUCGAGUCGCUAAGCUCGAUUAAUCAAGAGAUGCACUGGAAGCUACAACAACAAAGACUCGCCAUGAUCUAUGGACAACCAACAGUUGAUAGUCAAAUCGACGAAAACAGCAACAACAACAAUCAUCAAGAUAAAGGGCUAUCUAUAGGAGGAGGAGGUAUUAGUUUGUUCAAGAGUUUAGAUACCACCAGCAGAAAUAACAAUAAUAAUAAAAUUGAUGUGGGUGGUCCUACUGAAUGGUUAUUUGAUCAACUUCAAACAAAUUCUAGUGCUAAUUACGCUGAUAAUCACAACACUAAUAAUAACAAUAAUUCAAAUGUGGGUGUUACGACUACAAAUUGGAACAAUAAUGAAGAUUAUUUUAACGGUGUUUGGACGACGGCGGAGUUGCAUCAUCACCAUCAUCAGUUUAACGGACUGCAGUAGAUGAUUGUAGAAAGAGAAGCAAGAAGAGAGUAUGGUGGCUGGUAAGAGGUCAGCAAAGAUGUCAUUAAAUUAAUUAAUUAAUUAAUUAUAUGUAGUUUAAAUGAUGAGGUUAGAUUAAUUAAUUUUAAGAGUAGUUUGUUUUAAAGUUUAAUUAAUUAGUACUAUAAGUACUUGUAAGUAAAAAAAAAAAAAGGUAACCUUUUGUAAGACUGUUGAAUUAUGCUGGUAAAAUGAGAAAUCAAUGUUACAGAAUUUUUAUUUUGUGUUAUUUCCCCUUUUACUGACUUUUGAUUUUUAUUUUAAUUUUUUUGGUAUAGAAUUGCUUGGGAUUUGGGAUAAAACUAGUAACUGUUUAAGAACUUGGCUUUUUCCAUGGAUUAAUAGGAAAUGAGGGAAGAAACUGAUCCUGAAUUCCUGUUUUUAUGUUUUAGAAUUAUUUUUAUAAAAAAUGCUCUUUUUGUUAGAUUGUGACAUAACAAAAAUUACUUGCAAAGAUUCUCUAUUACCUUUUCAUAAAAAAGGUGUUAAGUAUUCCAUCAAAAAAAAAAAAAAAAAUUGUAAUUGUAUGUGAUCUUGCUCUUUUCUUGUGAUUCUCUAUUACCUUUUUGUUAGAUUGUAAUAUGUUUAUUUUUAAGGCACUCUUGUUCUCUUUUACGUGUUUUAAAUUUAUCAUCUCAAGAUAUGAUUUAAAUUAUCUUUUUCUGUAGCUAAUAAAGGUGUUGAUUGUCGUCUUAUUAGUUUAAAUUACACUAUUAAAAUGAUACGGAGUAUUCAUAUAUGUAUGUAGUCACACUAUUA